Molecule: messenger RNA, 2058 nt
Organism: Musa acuminata AAA Group (dessert banana)
Lineage: Eukaryota; Viridiplantae; Streptophyta; Magnoliopsida; Zingiberales; Musaceae
Product: ATP synthase subunit beta, mitochondrial
Exons: 9
Coding region: 136-1803 (555 amino acids)
Biological process (GO): proton motive force-driven mitochondrial ATP synthesis; proton transmembrane transport
Molecular function (GO): proton-transporting ATP synthase activity, rotational mechanism; ATP binding; ATP hydrolysis activity
Source: RefSeq, a predicted model, not a curated record
UUCCACUUCGGACACGCUUGACGUCCACGCUGUUUCUCCGAGCCCAACUUUUUAGCCCUAAAAAUGGGGAAAAGAAAGACGUGAGAGCCGCCUCCCUCUCUCGCUCUCUAGUCGCCUCCUCUCCCGUUUGCCACCAUGGCCUCACGCCGCCUCCUGUCCUCCCUGCUCCGCUCCUCCGCCCGCCGCUCACCAGCCCCCAGGUCCUCAGCCGCCGCCUGCCCCACCCCUAGGGCCGCCCCGCGCCCCUCCCCCGCUGGCUACCUCCUCUCCCGCGCUGUCGAAUACGCCACCUCCGCGGCGGCCCCGCAGCCUACUCCUCCCCCGGCCAAGACCCCUCCUGGCCCCAGCGGCAAGAUCACCGACGAGUUCACUGGCGCCGGUGCGAUCGGGAAGGUCUGCCAGGUGAUCGGGGCGGUCGUCGAUGUGAGGUUCAACGAGGGCCUGCCGCCGAUCCUGACGGCGCUGGAGGUCCUCGAUAACCAGAUCCGGCUGGUCCUUGAGGUCGCGCAGCAUUUAGGCGAGAACAUGGUGCGGACCAUCGCCAUGGAUGGCACCGAGGGGCUUGUCCGCGGUCAGAGGGUUCUCAACACCGGAUCUCCCAUCACCGUUCCUGUUGGCAGGGCGACUCUUGGUCGCAUCAUGAAUGUUAUUGGAGAACCAAUUGAUGAGAAGGGUGAAAUAAAUACCAACCACUUCCUUCCCAUCCAUCGUGAAGCACCAGCUUUUGUUGAACAGGCAACAGAACAGCAGAUUCUUGUUACUGGAAUUAAGGUCGUAGAUCUCCUGGCACCUUAUCAGAGGGGUGGAAAGAUCGGGCUGUUUGGUGGUGCUGGUGUGGGGAAGACUGUACUUAUCAUGGAACUGAUCAAUAAUGUUGCAAAGGCUCAUGGUGGUUUUUCUGUCUUUGCUGGUGUGGGUGAGCGAACUCGUGAGGGUAAUGACUUAUACAGGGAAAUGAUUGAGAGUGGUGUCAUCAAGCUUGGGGACAAACAGGAUGAGAGCAAAUGUGCUCUUGUUUAUGGCCAAAUGAAUGAGCCCCCUGGUGCUCGUGCACGUGUUGGCUUGACCGGGCUGACAGUUGCUGAGCACUUCCGAGAUGCUGAAGGACAAGAUGUGCUUCUAUUUAUUGACAACAUUUUCCGGUUCACUCAAGCAAACUCAGAAGUGUCUGCGUUACUUGGUCGUAUUCCAUCUGCUGUCGGUUAUCAACCAACGCUUGCUACUGAUCUUGGAGGGCUGCAAGAGCGUAUCACAACAACAAAGAAAGGUUCCAUCACCUCAGUGCAAGCUAUUUAUGUGCCUGCUGAUGACUUGACAGAUCCUGCUCCAGCAACCACCUUUGCCCAUCUUGAUGCUACAACUGUGUUGUCACGACAGAUUUCUGAGCUUGGUAUCUACCCUGCUGUUGAUCCUCUUGAUUCUACAUCAAGGAUGCUUUCACCACAUGUGUUAGGGGAGGAACACUACAACACUGCUCGUGGUGUUCAAAAGGUUCUUCAAAACUACAAGAAUCUCCAAGAUAUUAUUGCAAUUCUUGGAAUGGAUGAGCUCAGCGAAGAUGAUAAGUUGACUGUAGCUCGUGCUCGAAAGAUCCAGCGGUUCCUGAGCCAGCCUUUCCAUGUUGCUGAAGUGUUCACUGGUGCACCUGGAAAAUAUGUGGAAUUGAAAGAGAGUGUGAACAGCUUUCAGGGUGUUUUGGAUGGAAAAUAUGAUGAUUUACCCGAGCAGUCAUUUUACAUGGUUGGAGGCAUUGAGGAAGUCAUCGCCAAGGCUGAGAAGAUCGCCAAGGAGUCUGCUGCAUGAUCGAAAUUUAUGUCCUGUAAUAAUAAUGUGUGGGAUGCAGCUGUUUGGUGCCUGCAUCCAAGAAAAGAUUCAUUUUUGAAGUCAGCAGUUUAUCUGUUUAUGAUCUGUGAUUUUUCUGAUAGAAGUGCGUGUAUGCUCUAGGGAUCUCUUCGGCCCAAUAAGUAAACCUGGAGAGCUGUUUCUUUCUUGCAUCAAGAUACAUGCAUCUGAAGCUGUAACCAAACUGUGUUUCGGGUUGAUCAAAUCUCUUUAUAA